Messenger RNA from Momordica charantia (bitter melon), 2466 nucleotides. RefSeq names its product G-box binding factor 1 (gene GBF1). Gene Ontology annotation, molecular function: DNA-binding transcription factor activity; sequence-specific DNA binding. Gene Ontology annotation, cellular component: nucleus. Gene Ontology annotation, biological process: regulation of DNA-templated transcription. NCBI's taxonomy places the organism in Eukaryota, Viridiplantae, Streptophyta, Magnoliopsida, Cucurbitales, Cucurbitaceae. The record is from RefSeq and is a predicted model, not a curated record.
AGUUGUAGUUUCUUCUUACAUAGACACGUAGUAUUGGAACAUUUGGUCGUAUUUGGUCCUAAUUUUUGUUUCGUUUUUAUAGUUUUUUUCCAUCCGGCUGUCUGGUAUCUUCGAAUUAAUCUUGGGAUAUGAAAUAUCUUGGCCGUCUUUUGGUUUCCUAACUCAAUUCAACUUCUUUCGAUUUUCUUUUACUUCUGUUACUCAAACUAAGUUUCUCGUUUCAUUAAUCCAUGCGUCCAGAUUUUGCGUUGAUGACUUACGAUUUCCCCCCCAAUAUGUGGCCCUCUAUUUCUAAUUCGACGAUUAGUGGAGUCCUAUACCGCAAAUCUAUAAGCAAGGAAUUCUGUGGGAAUUUUUUUUUUGUUUUUGGUUUUGCUUGAAUGAUUAUACCCAUAAAUUUGGGGAUUGGAAUAGAUCGAAAGAUGUGUUCUUAUAGGUAGGUGUACGUAUUACAUGUUCGAUUUCCCACUAUGGACGUAAAUUACAAAUAUAGAAACAUGCUCAAUCGCAUAAUUUUUUGGCACCUAUGUCGGAACUUAAUGAUUAGGGAAAUUGAAGAGCGAGUCCCUGAGAAUCAAAAUGAACGUUUGAUCAUUAAUUUCAAUGAACGAGUAGAGAUAGUUAUUCGAGGGAUUGAGUAUGAUUAGGCGUCUAGGGGGGUGACAGAUUAUUAGAAGGAUCACUAAUUCGAGAAAGUAGAUCCUUAUUUGGAAAUCUGGGGUCUAAUAUUCAGACCCAAUUUACCGCAACCUAAAUAGAUAUUGUCUAUCUUCACUUUCGAAGUGUUGAAUGGUGUCCAUCGCAUUGCAUCGUAAUAACUCCAUAGAUUAGUACCGAGAUAGCCCUGCUAUGAAUUUAUUAUUGCCUGACGUACUUAUUGAAUGAAAUUAUGUUGUUUUUUCCUAAAUUAACAAUUCUCUCUCUCUCUCUCUAAUAAUUCAAGUGUAUUUAUGGCUCUCAUUUUCUUUUCCCGAAGUCCAAUUCAUUGUAGUUGAUAGCUGAUUAUCAGGUUGGUCGUAGAUAUCAUCAAGGACGCAGGACUGUCACUAGGAAAUUGUUGAAUUAUAGUGUUUUCAGCGUUGGUUGAUGGGGACAGGAGAAGAGGGCACGCCUUCUAAAACUUCUAAACCUCCCUCUUCAUCUCAGGAAAUACCCCCGACACCUUCAUAUCCUGAUUGGUCAAGCUCAAUGCAGGCUUAUUAUGGUGCUGGUGCUACUCCACCUCCCUUUUUUGCAUCUACUGUUGCUUCUCCAACUCCCCACCCUUACCUCUGGGGAAGUCAGCAUCCUUUGAUGCCACCUUAUGGGACUCCAGUACCUUAUCCAGCAAUAUAUCCUCCUGGGGGAGUUUAUGCCCAUCCUAAUAUGACCGUGACUCCUGGCUCUGCACCAAUCAACGCAGAAUAUGAAGGAAAAUCUCCUAAUGGAAAAGAAAGGGCCUCAAAAAAAUCCAAGGGCACGUCUGGAAAUGCCGGUUCAGGUGGUGCUAGGACUGGGGAAAGUGGAAAGGGGGCUUCAAGUUCUGGAAAUGAUGGUGCUUCUCAAAGUGCUGAAAGUGGUACGGAGGGCUCAUCAGAAGGUAGUGAUGAGAAUGCUAACCAACAGGAAUUUUCUGCAAAUAAGAAGGGAAGCUUCAACCAGAUGCUAGCAGAUGGAGCCAACGCACAAAACAAAACGGGUGGACCAAAUGCUAAAUCUUCAGUGACUGGGAAACCCGUUACCUCCAUUCCUGCAACCAAUCUGAACAUGGGAAUGGAUUUGUGGAAUGCCACCACUGCUGCCGCUGGGGCUGCAAAAGGGAGACCAAACGCUGUAUCCUCAGCUAUGGUUCCAGCAGCAAUGGUUGGUCGUGAUGGUGUGAUGUCCGAACAAUGGGUUCAAGAUGAACGUGAGCUAAAAAGACAGAAAAGGAAACAAUCUAACCGAGAGUCUGCCAGACGGUCAAGAUUACGUAAGCAGGCGGAGUGCGAAGAAUUACAAGCGAGAGUGCAGACAUUGAACAACGAGAAUCGCAGUCUAAGGGAUGAGCUACAGAGGCUGUCCGAGGAAUGUGAGAAGCUAACUUCAGAGAAUAGUUCCAUCAAGGAAGAAUUGACACGAUUUUGUGGAGCGGAGGCAUUAGCUAACUUUGAAAAGGGAACAACUCCACCGGCUACCCAGUCUCGGGGCAGCGAGGGUAACAACUGAAGACAGCCAUUCACAAUUCACACCAUUUAUGAAAGAGCUGUGAUUCUGGCCUGGGAAGAGGGAACCAUAUUAACUCAGAUUUAUUAUCUUGUUGUAGGAGUAUAGAAAUUUAUUUUUCUGACUAAUCUAUACGCUUGACCCUGUUUCAACUGUAACAUUAUAAAAGAAAUUUUCACUCACUACUUGAUCACAAAUACUGUAGGAGAUUACAAAUACUUCUAAAAAAAUUCCCACUUGCAAUAGUUGGAAUUGACUGCUGUAGUUCAUUUCUGAGUCAAA